AUAAUAUAUUGUUAUGGCCCAAGGGUAUAUUCUUAUCCAUAUGGCUAAGCUUAACAAUAAUUAUCAUUAAGCCUUAAAAAUAUAUUUAUUACUGGGAUGUCUGCAGCAAAGGCAGUUCUGGGUACCAAGAGAUCCUCUCUUUGCGAUGUACAAAAUCAUGUUCCCGAACGAGGUCGAGAUCCGGAAAAGGAUGUUUCGGAGGAAGAAAGGACAUUUUCUUGUCCCUGGUCCGAACUACCAGUGGUGCAUUGAUGGUCAUGACAAGCUCAAGGCGUACGGAUUCGAGAUAUACGCUGCAAUCGACGCUUACUCGCGCAACAUUAUCUGGUUUUAUGUUGGCCACUCUGCUACAACUGCUUUGAGCGUUCUGAAGCAGUACUUGGCCGCAUGCGACACAUACGGCUUCCGGCCAUGGUAUCUGCAGGCAGACAGAGGUAGCGAGACGCCGCUAAUCGCUGCAGCUCAUUGGAAUUUUGCUUUGGCGGCAGACGGACGGGUGGAGUGGAACGGGAAGGUUUUCCAGCAAGGGAAGCGCCUAAAGGAUUCCUACAAGGCCGCACCGAGCACAAAGAAUGUCAAGAUCGAAAGUUGGUGGGAGCGCAUGCUGCAUGUAUCUUCCCGGCAGUGGGUGGACUACUUUGGGGAGCUUGCCAGGGACGGGGACUUCGACGGCGAUAUGCUGGAGGAUCAGAUCGCCAUCUAUGCCGUCUUCGAAGAUAUAUUACGCCAAGAACUCUUCGACUUUGUGGAGGCGUGGAACAUUCAUCGGAUCCGCCUUCAGAAGAACCGUCCGCACGUGGUCCACGGUCAGCCCUGGAUGAACUACCAUUACCCGGACCCAGAGAAGGCAUGCAACUGGGGGAUCCCCAUUAACCGCUCGGUUCUAGAGGACUGCACAGACCACUGGCUGAUAUCGACAUUAGCAGUUGUUUGGAGCCACAGACAAAGGAUUGGUGUCGCCAAGUUCUCGUCGAAAUGGGCUACGAUGACGUCGUCCAUGGGACUCACCAGGAGCCAGACAAACUGCGGCCUUUCAAGCGAUUCUACCUGGGCCUUCGAGAUAGAAUCAUUCAGCACAUCGAAAGUGGCCGACAGCCUACAUUGGCAUAUCGCAAAGCGCCAACAGGGGGCGUUGCCGAAUAUGUAGCCCUGCCGUUUCUCUGCGGGUUCGCGAAUCUAAACGCAUAUAGGAAGCAUUGUACGACCGAGCAAAUCAGGCUUUCCACAAUGAACUUGGAGAUGG
This is a messenger RNA of Ilyonectria robusta, 1243 nucleotides long. RefSeq lists its product as uncharacterized. The transcript has a single exon. Lineage: Eukaryota; Fungi; Ascomycota; Sordariomycetes; Hypocreales; Nectriaceae. The coding region runs from base 146 to 1147 and encodes 333 amino acids. The record is from RefSeq and is a predicted model, not a curated record.